Molecule: messenger RNA, 1407 nt
Organism: Lindgomyces ingoldianus
Lineage: Eukaryota; Fungi; Ascomycota; Dothideomycetes; Pleosporales; Lindgomycetaceae
Exons: 9
Coding region: 1-1407 (468 amino acids)
Source: RefSeq, a predicted model, not a curated record
AUGCGGUGGGAAUCCACUCAGAGGCAUAUGGGAGCCUUGUACGAAAGGAUAUCAGAAAACUACCGAGCUAGCUACGGGGGCGAGGUCGAGGUCGGGGCCGAUACGAGGGCCUUCCGGAGGUUCCGGGCGACUCGAGAUGGAACGAUUCAUGAGGAUCGUUACACACAGAGCAUCGUCGAGGGACAGCAGUCACGUCCAAUUUGUACCUCCACCGCGGAGCACUCCUUUUAUAGUGGCAAUUUACAACGAGCCGCUCACCUAGCCAUUCACGACCCAUCAUGCCGAAGACGCGAUCCGGGAAAGUCCACUCCUUAUCAGCGAUGUCUCACCGGUAGGAUGGCUACCGGCAGAAAGGCCCUUCUGACUGAUGCGACUCCGGUGAGCGUACCUGCCGAGGCCGAUGGCUCAAAUGACAAUGUCGCUCCUCUCAAUAUGGGGCAGCCUGAUAUCGCUCCUGUAGAUAUGUCCCCGGAGUCCGAUGAACGACAAGGGCCACGAGGCAGAGAGUUGUCAUUUACGGAGUGGGGGAACAUGAGCGAUGCAGCCAUCGUCCUGGCGCCGCAUGAGGAAGAGACAGCCGAAGAUGGGGUGCCCUUCGGAGUGGAAACUCUGCCUGAUGCGAUCGACACAGAUACUUCUGGCGCCCAGCUGCAAGGGACGGAAGAACCGGUCAGGACUCCAUUGAACUAUCACGACCAGCCUUCUCCCGAGAGUUCAGAAAGGCAACUUAGUCCACCGCCUGGAACGCAAGCUCCAUCAGCUGAGGAGAUCAUUGACGAAGGCCAAGUUCCGACCCCAAUUCACUUUGUAGAAGCGGUCGUUAUAGUAGAGCCACCUACCGGAAAAGCGGUCGUCGGGACGGAGGCAGCUAUCGAAGUGCGGACGCCUGUGGAAUCGAACAGGGAGAGCAGUCAAGAAGUGGCGAUCAGGGAUUCUCUAGAGCGAACGGUUGGACUUGAAGGCGGAGAAGCGGUGCCUACUCAAGCCAUCCAGGCAUCGCAGGGUAUGAAACUGAUUUGUAAUGUAGACGACCCGAUAGUGCUUGACGACGAUGACGAUGAUGACUACGAUGAUGAUAGUAAUUCGUCUCGAAUAACAGCUCGCCAGAGAUGCCAGAACGAAUAUUCUGGCAUGGUACAAUGGUCAUCGCCCGAAUUUGAGGACGAAGUUAUCACAAGUUUUGAGGAGAAAUGGAUGGAGAUACAGACUUACUGGAUAUACAUGGAUGACAUGCGCAGCCAAGUUGACAGCACGCAAAUUCGUGCUAUGCUUGAUCAAUUCAACGAAGGCCUUGAGGAGGUAUACGAUGACGGCAGCUUGGCUCCAGGGUCUGCAUCGCUCCUCCUAGAGGAACGCGCUCUUUUGUCGACGUAUGAGACGAUUUGGCAGUCUCUUGAGGGAGUUUGA